Mesocricetus auratus (golden hamster) is the source of this 5338-nucleotide messenger RNA. RefSeq names its product claudin 19 (gene Cldn19). NCBI's taxonomy places the organism in Eukaryota, Metazoa, Chordata, Mammalia, Rodentia, Cricetidae. Gene Ontology annotation, molecular function: structural molecule activity. Gene Ontology annotation, biological process: cell adhesion; bicellular tight junction assembly. The coding region runs from base 2148 to 2822 and encodes 224 amino acids. Gene Ontology annotation, cellular component: bicellular tight junction; plasma membrane. The transcript has 5 exons. The record is from RefSeq and is a predicted model, not a curated record.
CGAACUCACAGAGAUUCGCAUGCCUCUGCCUCCAGAGUGCUGGGAUUAAAGGCGUGCACCACCAACGGCCAGCUUGUCUGGCCUUUUCAAUAGCCUGUGUAUAGUAGCUACCAGUACAGUCCCUCUGCCUCCCCUAAGCCUCAUCCCAGCUUGCCACAACAGUGUUCCUUUAGGGACAAAGACAUGGAGGCUACACAGUUGUCUUCAUUAGUAGGGAGCAUCUUAUGCCCCCUCCCUAUCUGACUGAAUGCCUCCCUCCACAGUUCAGAAAGGUAAAGACAUGGGGAGAAGCCACAGAACCCAGCACCACACACAUCCCAGUUACCUGCCUACCUGGAAGACCUCCUUAAGGUUACCGGGGUCUCACUGCUCUCCAGGGAUCUUUUGCUUAUAUCUCCUGCCCCACUCCAGGCUCUGGUAAUCACUCCCCACCUCCUUAUUUUAAUUCUAUUGUUUUGUUAUGCAUGGCAGAAAAAUUUUGAAAUCGGAACCAUCUUCUCUGUUACCAUUCUGGACCUCAUUGGUAUUUUGGGAUUGGCAGGCUACCCCAAGAAGCAGAUCCUGUGUACACAGGAAGUCAGAGGGACCCAGUGUGUGCCACUGUCUACCAAACAGCACUCACCCCUUGCCCAGCUUCCCCCAGGCCCUCCUAGCUUGGAGCUGCAGGCCAUACCAGGGCCCACGCCCUGACUGGGCACACAGGCUUGCCAUUGUCUGACCGUGCCAGGCACCCACGUGAAGAAUGCAAGGCAGCAGGCUGCGGGUUUGUCCCUGCAGUGGGGGCUGAGCCUGUGGGGGAGGAAGCUGGCCAUUUGCAGCUCUGGAAAGGCAGUGGGGUGCAGGGGAUGCAGGGAGGAGGCGGUGGGGAGGCUGGCUGAAGUGGGAGCAGGGGUGUGACAUUUUUCCUGCACCCAUGCCAAGCCUGUGGGGCUGAAAUGAACGUGAGAAGAUUGCUAAUGAGACCCAGGGGAGUUAAACAUUCCCUGUUCCUGAGGGCUGAGUGAGAAGGGGCAGACAGGGGUCUAGGAGGGGGCAACCUGAACCCAGGAAUGUGCAGAGGCCACUGCCCCUGCCAGGCUGUUCUGGAGCUAGGGGCCCCGGCUGCUGUCUCAGGUCUCAGCAGGAGCUGCUGAGGCAGCCAGCAAAGGGAUUAACUGGCUGAGCAGUUCUCCUUCCUCCAGGCCCAUGUCAGGUCUCCCCGGCUUCCCACCACAUCUGAGGUUGGCCUGCCUGCAGCCACUGCUGGCCCAGUAACUGUGGGGUUCCUCUUUUGAUUCCUCAGAUCCCAAACAGACGCUACAGCAUGUGUCCCCUGGUUUUAGACCAAACACAUGGCUUCCAGGUACCCAGGACUCUUCUCCCCAACACCUCAGCUCUCGCCUAGUCUCUGCCUCAGAGCCCCUACCAAAAACUAACUCUAGGGGUAUAGCUCAGUGGUAGAGUGCUUGCCUCACAUGUGCAAGGCCUGGUUUCCAUACCCAGCACAUGCAGGCACACACACACGCACACACACACACACACACACACACACACACACAGGCACACACACACAUACACACGCAGGCGCACGCGCCUCUAUUUUUUCCUACUGUAACUAGAAUCUCUUUCCUUUUCCCCCUUUCCAUCCUCAAGCGAGUGGCAAGAAACCCCAGGUUCAUGUCAGGGAUGAAAGCCCAGCAACUAUCCAUUGAGCUGGAGCCUGCAGUAGGGAUUAGAAGAAGUCUCACUGGAAUCACACUCCUGAAGGGGUUUCCCUGGUUGGAAAGGACUUGAGAGGGAAGAGUCAACUCCUCUGAGCCCCUCCCUUCCUUGUUCUUAAGGCAGGGAGGGCUAGGUACCCCCACCUUGUGCUCUAGGUCCCCGCCCUCCAUCCCCAAGAAGCUGGGCAAGAGCUCAGCCAGGGACUGGCUGUGGGCGGGUUUUGGCCCUUUCCAGCCCCUGGGCCGCCCCCCUGCAUUCUGGAAUCCAGCAGCCACUGCCUUUGCUGACCUGACUCUGUGGCUGGCCAGCCAGCCAUCCCCUCUCCUACCCUCCUCUUGUGCAACUUAGCUCCCCUGUUCCAGCUGUUCCUCUGACCAUGACCACAGCGCUCCCCAAGACCCCGGCCCAUCUCUGAGCCCUGGAACACUCAGACUCCUCCCUAGGCCAUGGCCAACUCAGGCCUCCAGCUCCUGGGUUACUUCCUAGCCCUGGGUGGCUGGAUAGGCAUCAUCGCCAGCACUGCCCUGCCACAGUGGAAGCAGUCCUCCUAUGCAGGCGAUGCCAUCAUCACUGCCGUGGGCCUCUACGAAGGGCUGUGGAUGUCUUGCGCCUCUCAGAGCACCGGGCAGGUCCAAUGCAAGCUCUAUGAUUCGCUUCUGGCCUUGGACGGCCAUAUCCAGGCAGCGAGAGCCCUGAUGGUAACGGCAGUGCUCCUGGGCUUUCUGGCCAUGGUGCUCAGUGUCGUGGGCAUGAAGUGUACUCGGGUCGGAGACAGUAACCCCAUCGCUAAGGGCCGUGUGGCCAUCUCUGGGGGUGCCCUCUUCCUCUUGGCGGGUCUCUGUACAUUGACUGCUGUCUCAUGGUAUGCUACCCUGGUGACCCAGGAAUUCUUCAACCCCAGCACACCUGUCAAUGCCAGGUAUGAAUUUGGCCCAGCUCUGUUCGUCGGCUGGGCCUCUGCUGGCCUGGCCAUGCUGGGGGGCUCCUUUCUUUGCUGCACAUGCCCAGAGCCUGAGAGAGCCAACAGCAUCCCACAGCCCUACCGCUCCGGACCCUCAACGGCUGCCCGAGAACCUGUUGUUAAAAUGCCCGCCUCCAUCAAGGGCCCCCUGGGUGUGUAAAGUCCGGGUUCCCAGCCAGGCCCUCCCCACUACCACAUCUAGACUGUGUGUUUGGUAUCUUUUGGAAAGAAAAGUGAACAUUCAGUCCCAAGUGUGAUGUCAUCCUAUCUGUUCCCACGAGCCUAGGGUGGGGCCUGGACUAGAGAGGUCGGAGCCAACUCCUAGUGCUAUUGAGGUGGAUUCCAGAACACAGUCAGAGCAAGCAGGAAGCACUUAGGCGUCCUGCUCUGUGUCUCUGCCUGCCUUGCCUUGGAGUUUGGUACCAGGGUCCGCAGGAGGGGAAACCACAGCUUCUCCUAGAGGCCACCUAAAGCCUGGCCUAGUAAGGGUGAGGGAUACCCUGGCAUGGAGACCCUCCCAUAGGUAGAAUGUUCUAGACCCCCCUUGGGAGCCCUCUUGAGGAAAAAGACAGUCUCUGUAAGGCCCAACUAGGGACUGGGUCACAGCCAAGUGAGGGGACACUAUAGGAGCUCCCUCAUUGAAGAAGGGGAUGGAGAGGGACAUCACAUCAGGACUGUCCUGUGCCAACUCCAAAGCCCUCAGCUCUCACCCUAAUCCUACAGUGACUGUCACAGCUUCUUUGUCCUGAAGUGCAACCAGGGGACAGGGCUUUGGGUCCUGAAGCCCGGGUAUGACCUUCUAGAAAAGGUAAAGUCCAGCAGUGUCUUUCACCCUCAGUGCCCCCAACCAGAGUGUGCCGGUCCCUGCCUUCCCUCUCAGGCUUCUGCCACUCAACUCUCUCCCUGGACUCCAGUCUGUCCCUUCCUGGGAAGAGGCGUCCACCAUUAGCCUUCUGCUGCUUCCCGCAGCUUCCUAGCUAGCCAGCUAGCACCGGCUUCUUCCACUUCUAGUCCGUGACCAUAUCUCCUCAGAGCCUUGCUCAGCUUCUUGUUCAAGACUGACUGCAACCUUGAGGUGAAGAGACCAAAACACUACAUCGGACAGAGUGGGAGGAGGGAAGCAGGUGCUGUGGUCAGAUAAUGACGUCAUACCCCCCAAACUGCUGAUCAAUUAAUCUUCUGAUUGAUGGUAACCAUCAGCCCCCAUGGCUGCCUCUGAUCCUAAACAAGUUUCCCCAGUGAGGCCCCUUGGGCUGUGAGGUCCACAAGAGAGUCCUCUCUGGGUACCUGAAGCCAUCAGGUGGCUCCUGGCCUUCAGUGCACAUUGGAGUCACUUAGAAGUGGAUGCCAAGUCUCCACCCAGACAAGCGUUGACGUGGUAGACCCUGGCACCAGAAUCCAUGCAGUUCCUUUGCAGUGUGUAGUUCACACUAGGGGUACCUCCUUGAGGCCUACACUCAGACCCUCUGAGUGAUCUGGAGAAGGCGGAAGGAGCCUACCAGAAGACCGUGGGGGAGAGGCAAGACUAGGAAGGAAAUCUCAUCCACCUCCUGCCUUUCCGGAGUCCAGACCCCUGGAGGAGACGCCCACAUCCUUCCCAUCAAUGUUCCUUUGUGCUUAAUGAUUUUGACUUUGAAUCCUGUCACAUGCAACCCGACUAACACAGAGUUUGAAAUCUAUGAACCAAGUGCGACACAGAUGUCCCCUCCCCAGGUCUGGUAUUCAGCAGCCCUUGGUGUUUUGUUGUGACGUUGUCAGGAAGCUUUGUGUCCCCUUUUAAGAGUCUAAGGGCUAAGAGGCUCAAGACCUGGUGGGGGAAUGUGAAGGCAGACUGUGCAGGCUACAAGUGGGAGUUGUCGUCGGGGCAGGCUGUGAGAGAAGAGAGCUCCGUGCAAGGACGGGACCUGGCAGUGGAGUGGCAUUACCUGUCCCUCCAUUAAAGGAAGCCAUUCUGCCAGACUGGGGCCUGCAAGGGCAGAGGGUCACACACCUUAAUGAGUUACGCAAACAGUUUAUACACCGAUUGAAACCGUGAGGUACUGGGGGUGGGCAGGAAGUGUGUGGGAGAAACGGAAGGAGUUUAAAGCUAAAAGUUUAGGGAAUGAGAUCGCCCAGGCAUCCCCUGAAGCGACCCCAUUCAAAUGUCUACACUAAGGCCAGAGGCUUUGUGUCCAGUCUGCUGUUUACUGUUCUGAUCUCCAGGCUGAUGGAUCCGGCAGAGAUUGGGGAAGAAGAACUCGGAUACAAAAGGGGUGGUUCAAAGCUGCUGCCAUGUGUGUUAGUAAACAGAGUCCGAGAAGUUAAAUUGGCAAGUUAUACAUUUAAGGGCCAUACCUAUGCAUUUGGUUCCUGAAGUUCCAGAUCCUGGGAGAACAGAUCAGGAAAUUAUAGGCUGAGAAGUCUGACAGAUGGCUACGAGACAAUUUCAAAACAUUAUUUUUUUGCCACACAGUACUAUCCCUUUGUGUGACAAUGACACUGAGGAUUUUUUUUCCUUAUCUGGUAGAGCUAAAACUGAAACAAUGGCUGGAUCUGCUUUAACGUCUCUUAGAACAAGUUCAACGGCAAGGAAAGCUAUGGCAUUGGGAAGUGCCAUCCCCUGACAGGGUCCACUCUACCCCUCUCUUUGUAUGUUUGCUAAUGAAACCAAAUAAGAAAUAAAAAGUUUGAAAAGAC